Lactuca saligna is the source of this 495-nucleotide messenger RNA. The record is from the annotation of a GenBank genome assembly. NCBI's taxonomy places the organism in Eukaryota, Viridiplantae, Streptophyta, Magnoliopsida, Asterales, Asteraceae.
AUGACUUUGCAGCCUAGCUCCUCUUCCACAGGCGAUACUGAGUACGUUCCUAAGGGGACCGCUAUUGAAGAAUCAAGAGAAAGCGUAGACUCCCAAUCUGAGGAUUCGCUCCAUGGUAAUUCACCUCAACUAUCACCAAUCAAAGAAGUAAAUCUCAAUGAUAAGAUUCCAACUCCACCUCAUUCUUCCACUCACACGUCCAUUGACAUUAUUAUCACACCUUGUCCACCUCAUUUAACUAUUCCCGUUUCCACCCCUAUCUUCAUUGAUUCAACCAUCGCUCCUACUAUCUCCAUCCAACCUUUUGUGUGUGUGAACGUACCUGAUAUGGGGGCUGAACCUUCAAGUCUUUCAACUCAUCUUUCACCUCCUAUUUCCCAUAUUAUUCAUGAUGAGCCACACAUGGUUCUUCGUGAUGAAAAAGACGAAGAUAUUGAAGGUUUUACUUACAGUCCUUCAAAAUUAGGAAUGAGAAGGAUGAUGUGGAACACGUAG